Messenger RNA from Tribolium castaneum (red flour beetle), 5528 nucleotides. RefSeq lists its product as uncharacterized. Bases 146 to 5395 code for a protein of 1749 amino acids. The record is from RefSeq and is a predicted model, not a curated record. Lineage: Eukaryota; Metazoa; Arthropoda; Insecta; Coleoptera; Tenebrionidae. The transcript has 8 exons. Gene Ontology annotation, cellular component: axon; dendrite; cytoplasm. Gene Ontology annotation, biological process: axo-dendritic transport; chemical synaptic transmission; synaptic vesicle transport.
AACAAGCUUUCGACGCACACGUGACUGAUAAGCACGAGGAACAAAUGACUCACGACAUAACAAACGUCAGAUUGUCAUUUGUUUUGUUUUUGUGGUGUAUCAAUGUGUGAUUACGUGCAAUUUUACUCAUAAUUUAGUGUCAGAAAUGAAUCCUCCGCCGCCUCCGACUUUAAAUAAGGAAACAAUAGGAGUUUGGCACGGAUGGAGCAAUGUUGGUGAUAAGGAAGUAGCCAGAGAGGCGGCAGCUAAAGGUUCACAUAUCAAUUUAGCGAUUAAUUUUCUCUCGUUGCGGAGGAAACUUACUUUUGAUGAAGCCCGUCAGUGGUUCAGAGAAGAAGUGUUAAAAUGGGUACAUGAGCUUCUGGACAGAAAACAAAUUUUCCGAGCGUCUCAUGUUUUGAGUAACAUAGGAAUUGAUCCAGGUGUGGAAUUUUCCAAAAUUUUUUACACCACAAGCAGUAAAAGUAUGAGGGAAUAUAUCGGGAAUCAUCUGGUGAAAAUUGAUAAGCUUGAGGAAAAUUUGCAACAGUUGUGGACUUUUCUGAACCUAAUUUUGGAAAAUGCUAUCUCUAUUUCAAAGUAUAAGUUGUCGACAGAAAGUUUGGAGUGUUUGGAUAAACAUGGCGAAGGUUUCAAAGCUGAAGUGGCCACGGUUCUAUUAAUGAACACAGAAGACACUAGACUAAACGUGUUUUUAAACGCUGAAACGCUUUGGAGAUAUUUAUUGACCAACAAUGAUCUGAACAAUUUGCUUUUGUGGAUAAAUAUCAAAUACAGACCCAAGAUAGACGAUAUCAUCAUGGAGGGAAUUUUAAUAGAACAGUUCAAAAAAUUUGCAAUCACUAACGAAAUGUUAAAUUUCCUUGCCCAUGAAUCGGUGGCCACGAAUUUACGACACGUGAUGUACAAUGAAUUGAGCAAAUUCGGAAUCUUUCAAAACGAGGAGAAAAAUAACGUGAUUUUAAUAUUGGAAAGACUGAAAAAUUCUUAUAGUUUAGCUAAUUUAUACCAAAUUUUAGGGAAAAGCCAAGCGUCGAUAAACGCCGAGCAUUUUAUUAAAUUAUUGAUUGAUUAUUGUUUAGAUAAGCAGUAUUAUGCGAUUUUAAAUGUUUGUGUCCAAAAUUUUAAACUACCGAGACAUACCAAAGAGUUGAGUUUGAUUGGUGAUUUUCGUGCGUUAGUGAGUGAUUUUAGCGAAGUUUUACUAAUCAGGAAUAUUUUAAACGUUGCUGAUAUGCUCUCAAGUGACCUUGUGACAUACUUCAAUGACAAUCCUUUAAUUUUACUGACUUUGUUGAUUUUUACGAAAGAGUGUGACUUUACUGAAAUGAUCGAAACCCAAUCACUAGUUAUAAGCAAUUUAAACUUAACCGAAUGUUUCAUAAAUAUGUUUAAACAAAUUGAGAUUUUUAACACAGUUUGUUCGAAUAAAAUAACAGGACCACCCAAAUGCGAGUUGUCUAUUUACGAUUUAAUUGAGAGGCACCUGAGAAUUGAUGAUCAACUUUUACUUGAGUUAAAAUCAACGAACAAUCAACUCACGCCCUUCUACACUGAAAUUAUCCAAAAUUACGGCUAUUCGAAAAAAAUCGACUACAAAUUUUACUUGAAGGAGGCGAGACCGAGCAUUGCUGCGCAAAAAUACGUUCUGGGGGAAUCACGCGAUUUGAAAAUUUUGGAUCGGAAAAAUUCGAAGUUGGCAAUAAUGAAUUUCGAUUGUGACGAAAUCGGGUCAAGUUGUGUCGCUUUCAGUGAAAUGAUCGGUUCUGAUUCGACCAAACUGCGAGUUUUGAUCCGCGUUGCCAAACUUUUGAGUGCCUCCAAGUUCGAAAAGGAGUCACUUCUGGAGCUGCUCGAGGACGACCCUUAUGUGGUGCAAAACGUCCUCGAAAAAACCCUAAUCGAAUCGAUUGAAAGCAACCCGUUUUUGACCGGCUCCCAGCUCCUCCAAGCGUUGAAAUUGUACGAAAUCACAGUCCAGUUCAGUAAAAUCACAAACAUUAAACUACCCGAGCUUUUUUUCAAAUCGUGCGCAAGUCGUAAUUUGUGGCUUCCGUUCCUUUUGUUGGCCCAAAUCCAUGAUUAUCCCCUCGAUCAGAUCAAGCUGUUGAUCCAGUUGUUCAAAAGUCCGAAUAUGUUGGAGCAUUUAACGCACGGAGUGGUUAACGACAUCCAGGUCGAGGAGAAAAACGUCUCGAUCAGAGAUUCCCGAAAGAGUCUCAUGCUUAAAGUGGGUUUGCACAAAAACUUGGAUAUUUUGAACCAGUAUGCUUCGAUUUCGGGAAAAUCGCAAUCGAGUCUUGAAAGUGGUGGAAGUUCGUCCAGUUCGGAUUUCUACGAGAUUGAUGUUUCGAAUAUCAAAGCUACUCUGCUUCAGACUUUGAUACGGUGUCACAAUAGUACAGAUCCCCCUAAAGCAUUGCUGCAGGCCUGCCAAUUGUAUCGCAAUCCGUUGUUGGCCGUCUUUGCAACGAGUUACGAGCCCGACUCGAUUAUAACGAAUUGGUUGACUUGGCUCUCGGUUUCAUGUGAAUUGUGCAAGGUUUUUACGAAUUACGAAACGACAGCAAUUUCGGCAAAUUCGGUCACCAAUUUAUUGGAAAAUUGUUUGAAGAGUAAUUAUCCAAAAACGGUUCUCGAAAGUUUUGAGAUUUUUAUUCCUGAGAAUCCAUUGCGGACUUUUAUGGAGUUUUUGCUCUGCUGUUACAACCUUGAUUUCACAAACCCAUCUUUAAUCCAAAAAUUGGAAACGUUCCAAACCAUGUUGAAAAACUUGCGAAAAAACAGCAUAAUCAGCGAAGCCGAUCACGAAAUGACUUAUCUCAACAACAAAAUCUGGCUAGAAACCACCGCAAUCCGACUCCUGUCUGCACUUUUGGAAUGCAAUUGCCAUUCCAUGUACGAACAAAUCCUAAUAGUUGAAAACUUGGUCAAGAUUCAAGUUUGGAAAUACUUCCUGUCUGAUUUUCCAAACUUUUGCAACUUGCUGCAAAUUCUGAAAGCGCUCUAUUCCAGCAAUUGUGGCGUCAGAUUGAAUAUCAGUUUGAUGUUUGAUUCCAAAGACUCGCGCCAAGCCAUCAUCCAAUGCAUAAACGCACUGUUGGAAAAACAACAAUUUGCAGUGGCUUUAAAAGUUGCUCAAAUCGAAAAUCUCCCACCUGACCUUAUCCUCACCAAAGAAUGGCAAAGUAAGAUGAAUGACCGAAAUGAUGAUGAUUUUUGGAGCGUUUGUAACGUAACUUUUGCCAAACACAAAGUCACAGCUGAUUGCAUAGUUGAUUUUUUCCUCGAAUGUUCGGAACAAAUCUCUGAUCUAUUCGAAAAAUUUACGUUGUUAAAGCUGGCUUGGGAGUGGUCGGAACAGUACGAUUUGUCGUCUCGGUACGAAAUUGAGAAGAAAAUGUGGAUUGCGUUUUUGUAUUUGGACGACAAACAUCGAGAUCUUGAAAUUUUCGGAAUCAAAGAAUCGACGUAUCUUUACAAAGACUUGACCGAAAUGUUGAUAGAUGUUAGUCAGUACGAAGGUGAGUUGAGUAAAGAUUUGAUGAGUCAGUUGGAACGUAUCGUUGCCACUGUUCUCAAUAAAAAGAACUUUUGGCUGGCUUUAAAGCUUCAGAAGAUGUUUGGUUGCAAAAACCCCGAUUUGGAGACUCUUAAACUGUGCCACAACUUAGCUGAAGGAAUUCUACUGCCGUAUCAGUUGGACGCUGAACAACGUUUGCUGCUCUCAAACGUGAACUACUUGCGGACUUAUAGUCGCAGAAGGACUUUGUUGUCGACGAGAUUUUCAAGUUUCAGCUCAGCUUCUCACAGUCCGGCCAAUUCUCUAAUACACAUGCAAGCUGUGGAUAAUGUGGAGUCUUAUAUGAACGAUACUUUGGCGAUUUUGAAGCUGCUUUCGGAACACUUGCACAGUGGGGUUGAAAUUGGACAGAAGAUUUUUAUGAAUUAUCGAAUUAGUGUUAAUAUUGAGGUGCCGUAUCAGGUUGUUGUAAUGACGACUGAUUAUAUGAAGAUUUUGAAAGAUGCCUUGGAAGAUAAUUGCAUGAAUAAGCUGGAUGUGGUUCAUGAUUUUAUCUGGGCCUAUAAGUGGUCCAAACAUGAGGUUGCCGAUUUUAUAUGCGAAGAGUUAAUAAACGCAACUUCUUCGUAUGUGGAAUCCACAAACGACCAGCUAACAAUGUGGGACCUAAACAUCGACCAAGAUUUUCCUCUAAUUCUCCAACUACUGCAAGACAAUUGCUCAAUCCUGGGCCACAAAAUCUACUCAUACGCCAGCACUUUACACAAAUCUCGCAUUGAAUCCGACUAUUCCUUCAAACCGUCUGACCUAUCCCUCGUUAUUGAACUACUGAUACGAGCCCACGAUUGUUUCACCACCGACUGCAACAUGGAGGGAAUUUCAAUCAUCCUAAAAAAAUCAAAAGAAGUCGUCGCGAAUUUACUAAUCCUCCAAGAUUGGAAAUUAAUGGUCAGACUUCUGACAGGCGUAGCACGAUACACUGAAAUGAACUACGUUUUCCAAAUCCUAAAAGAAAACGACCAGUUCGAGUUUCUCUUGCGCAAAAACUUACGCAAAGACAACACGCUUAAAGUGGCCCUGUUGGAGUAUUUAAAGAAGUUUUGCCCCGACAAUCGUGAUCUUUACAAAAUUGUGGCUCUCCACUUCACUCUUUUUUCCGAAGUUGCGAUUUUGUGGGAACGAGAGGCGCAAAACAAUGUCAAAAAUUUGAUUUCGAUUUCGAAGCUAGAAAUGCAAAAUAACAAACUUAACGUCGAGGAAGAGCCGUUUCUGCUGUUCCAGAACAACGAAGGCACGAAAAUUUGUUUAAAUAAGGCAAUGGAGAAUUACAUUCACGCGACUGAUUUCCAUCUACAGGGCGAGAAAUUAACACUGGCCAUGAAUGCGGCGAAACAGGCCGAACUGAUCGCCUUGCAGUUGGCACUACUGAACGAAGUUCCGGUGAAUACCUCAGUUGUUUGUCUGUUGAGUUUGAAAAGUGGACAAAUUGUCGAGCUUGUAAUGUCAAAGUUGAGUUUUGAGCAAGCGUUGAUUCUGGUCGAGGCUUACAAUUUCCACGCUGAUUGGGCUUCCAUUCUUUACGAGAACUACGUGGUGAGAAACAACGCAACGUAUUUGGACGAUUUUCUUAAGCAUUUGCCGCUGACUGAUAAUUUAGCUCAUGAUAUUUCGCGUAAAUUUAUAGUUUCGAGUAUUAAUUCUGUGAGUGAAAUAAAAUGUAUGAAAAAUAUCUUGAGUCGAUUGCCCUCACUGCAUGUCAAGUACCGCAUUGCGAGCGAGUUAGGAUUUACAGAUUUGGUCGAGGAUUUGAUCGCCAGUGGGCAGUUGGUUUAUUUGAAGGAUACUGUUUGGAAGAAAGGGUAUAAGAGUUAAUUACCAUUGCAAUAAAUUUGUGAUUUUUAUUCAGAGAUUAGUUACAUGUGUAUUUAUAUGUGGCUGUGAUUUAAUGUUACCGAAACUGAUGUUUUAUAUUUUUACCUCAUUUAAUAAAAUUAUCUAUUUAGCA